Coturnix japonica (Japanese quail) is the source of this 5648-nucleotide messenger RNA. It is a transcript of the gene ANTXR1, whose product is annotated as ANTXR cell adhesion molecule 1. The record is from RefSeq and is a predicted model, not a curated record. Gene Ontology annotation, cellular component: cell surface; plasma membrane. Gene Ontology annotation, molecular function: transmembrane signaling receptor activity. Lineage: Eukaryota; Metazoa; Chordata; Aves; Galliformes; Phasianidae.
CCUCUGUCUUUGCUGAAGUCUGCAGUAAAGCAAGAUCUCUCUGCUCCUGUUGGGAAGCAACGGUGGUAUAUUCAAAGUAAGGGAGAGUGAGGGUCAAAGUCCCUUUAAAAAAAAAAAAAGUGAAAUACAGUAUUGUGCAUCUUGAAAUCUGAGACCAAGAAACAGAAGUGCAAGGGAAACAAGGGGGGAAGCCUUGCAAUUCCUGAGGACAACUGUUGCAAGUGGAGUUUUAAGGAGUAAAAUACCUGUCUAUGCACUUAAAGGGUAUUUGAAUGGCUUCUGGGGAGAAGGCUGUGAAAUAAAGGAGAUCAAAGGAAGAAGACUUUUGUUCUUUUUUUUUUCCCCUCUCUCUCAUCCUCUCUGGAUAUAAUGGCCAUUGCAAAGCAAAGCAUCUCCAGAUUUGGCUUCAAGUGUUUCUUCUUUGCGGCUUUUCUGCUGGUGUGUGAUGGACACAGUGGGAAGAGAGAGAACGGGGGUCCUGCCUGCUACGGAGGGUUUGAUUUGUACUUCAUUCUGGACAAAUCAGGAAGUGUCCUGCACCAUUGGAAUGAAAUAUAUCAUUUUGUGGAACAUUUGGCCCGCAAGUUCAUAAGCCCUCAGCUGAGGAUGUCCUUCAUCGUUUUUUCAACCAGAGGAACAACUCUGAUGAAAUUAACAGAAGACAGGGAACAGAUACGUCAGGGUCUAGAAGAGCUUCAGAAAGUCCUUCCAGGAGGUGACACAUACAUGCAUGAAGGAUUCGAAAGGGCAAGUGAACAGAUUUACUAUGAAAAUGUUCAUGGUUACAGAACUGCAAGUGUCAUCAUUGCAUUGACAGAUGGAGAACUCCAUGAAGACCUAUUUUUCUACUCUGAGAGGGAGGCCAAUCGGUCAAGAGAGCUGGGAGCAACAGUAUAUUGUGUUGGUGUGAAGGACUUCAAUGAAACCCAGCUGGCAAGAAUUGCUGACAGCAAAGAUCAUGUCUUUCCUGUGAAUGAUGGUUUUGAAGCCCUGCAGGGAAUUAUUGACUCUAUUUUGAAGAAAUCCUGUAUCGAAAUUCUGGCUGCAGAGCCUUCCAGUAUAUGUGCAGGAGAGUCAUUCCAGGUUGUUGUGAGAGGAAAUGGAUUUCGACAUGCUCGUAACGUCGACAGAGUACUCUGCAGCUUCAGGAUCAAUGACACAGUCACUCUCAAUGAGAAGCCUUUUGUCGUGGAAGAUACCUAUUUACUCUGCCCAGCACCUGUGCUGCGAGAAGUUGGCAUGGAGGCAGCUCUUCAAGUCAGCAUGAAUGAUGGUCUAAGCUUCAUCUCCAGCUCUGUCAUCAUCUCCAGCACGCACUGUUCAGAUGGGACCAUCCUGGCUAUAGCUCUGUUGAUCCUCUUCCUGCUGCUGGCACUGGCUCUCCUCUGGUGGUUCUGGCCUCUUUGCUGCACAGUGAUCAUCAAAGAGCCCCCUCCACCUCCUGCAGAAGACAGUGAGGAGGAAGAUGAUGAUGGUCUUCCAAAGAAGAAAUGGCCAACAGUGGAUGCUUCUUAUUAUGGCGGUCGAGGUGUUGGUGGUAUCAAGAGAAUGGAGGUGCGCUGGGGAGAAAAGGGCUCAACAGAAGAAGGUGCUAAGUUAGAGAAAGCCAAGAAUGCCAGGGUCAAGAUGCCAGAACAGGAAUAUGAGUUCCCCGAACCCAGGAAUCUUGCAAACAACAUGCGCAGACCUUCCUCUCCUCGGAAGUGGUACUCUCCAAUCAAGGGGAAGUUGGAUGCUCUCUGGGUCUUGCUGCGGAAAGGUUACGACCGUGUAUCUGUGAUGCGCCCACAACCAGGAGACAAGGGCCGUUGCAUCAAUUUCACCCGAGUGAAGAACGCGGACGCCCCCCCCAAAUACCCCCUCAACAACACCUACCCCCUGCCUCCCCCUCCCCCAGCCCCUAUCUACAACCCCCCUCCCCCAGCCCCCAUCUACACCCCACCCCCCCCCAGCUCUCCCACACCCCACGCCCCCUCCCCAUCCUCCACGCUUCCCCCUCUCCCCCCACUGCCCCAAGUCCCACCACCCAACAGGGCCCCACCUCCAUCCCGGCCCCCUCCUCGCCCUACAGUCUAGGGGUCCCAUCUCUUCUAGAAGCAUUUGAGGGUGUUUGUUGUUUUUUUUUUUCAGCAGUACUGUAUCAUGUCCAUCUUUGGGGUGGGGGGUGGGGGGGUGGGAAGGGGCAGAGGAAGCCACACCGGUUUUGGAAUGGGACAGAACAAACGACUUCAUCGUCGCCUUUCUCCUUUCAUUUUCUGUUGUCCUUAAAACCCCUUGAGCAUCAGUGACACCAAACUAUCAUAGCAAGAAAAGCCAAGAGACUGCAGGAGCAAAGCGAGUGACUCCAGCUCUGUUUCAGCAAGGCUCCCCCCCCCGACACUGCUUCCCCGUGCCUCAUCGCAGUGAUUCCAGGAUAAAUGGUUGAAGGUUCUCCCCAGGGAAGGGCUGCAAAAGGCUCCUUCAGGUGCAAAAGCGUGGAGCAUCCUGAAGACAUCUGCAUAAAUUCAUGGUAUGAGACUCAAGGGAUGACAGAAAGCCAGCUUGCAUGCCAGCUGCCAGGUGAAUAAGGACGACAGCAGGUCUGCAAGCACAGAAACCCCGUAAAUGUGGAGCAGAAUUGAUGGUGAGCAGCUGUUCCCAUGGCCUGUGAAUUGGAGAAGUGAAGGCCACCUCAGAGGGUCCAAAAAGGAGAAGGGGUAGGUCUCUGGUGUCUGGUUUGGGGUAUGUUGGGAUGUGGAAGUGCAGGUGAAUGAAAACGAAGUGCCAGCAGGCAAAUGGAUCACAUGGGAAAUCAAUCAAUGAAUCACCAGGCUUCAGCCUCCUCCCAAGAGGACAGCAGUGAGACACAGCAGGUCAGUGCUCCCAGCAGGACAGAGGGGCUCCCAGCAAUGAGGAAAGAUCUGGUUGACAGAAGAGUCUCUACAUUUGGCUUGGACUAAUUACGUCCAUCUAAUUAACACCUCUGCAGUUCAGCGCUGUAAUUUAAUGCUGUUUUCCAUUCUUAAAGGAAAGUUUCUGAGUACAAACAGGUGGUUAGGCGUAUCAGUUUCUCUAAAUCCAGUCUGCUUGGGCUCCUUGUUAUUGUCAGUUUGAAAUGGUUACCACUGAUGCGUUCCUGUUUUUUCUGUAAAUUACGUACUUUUGCCCCGAAAAUAUUUCCACAUGGACUUUGAUUCUUUGUUUUCUCUCCCUGAAUAAGUAGCAGAUGUCUUCCACGCUCAAAGAGCCAGUGUGCUUACUCACCCUUGUCAACUCUCAGCAACAUCACUUCUCUACGCAGUUCUUGACGAUGGCAAAAAUCCCACACCAGAUGCAAAAUGGGAAUCGGUCUUCCAAGAAAUGCACUGGAUGCAUUUCUCCACGCUUUCCUCUUCGUGGGACUCCCACCAUAUUCCACACCACAGCAAACUUUCUGAGUUAUGAGUAUCACGUGCCUAGUGAUAGCAAUAGGGGAGGUCACUGCACUUCAGUCUCUGUUUGAUGGUCAGGAUUGGUUCUCAUGAAAGGACUGGAAACUGUCAAGUUAUAAAGGGUAAAGCUGUCUUGUGCUAUGAAUAUCUAAGGGUUCUCAUGCUCGUAUCAUUUUGUACCAGGUAAAGAAAUGCAUUGCCGAGUGCUUACUUCAGUGCUGUUGGAAAUACUAAUUCUAGCUUUUCUUGCUAUUAAAAAGAAAAAAAUAAAAAUUAAAAAAAGGAAAAAAAAAUAUCAAGGAGGAAAAAGAACAGAUGAAAAAGACUCAGUGGAGACCUGUCUUGGGACCUCUUCGUAAGGACAUCUGUGAAUGAAGCCUGACCGUGAGGCCCAGGGUCAAGCUAACCCACGUUCGGUCAAUGCGCCGCUUUUAGGUGCCAUAAACACAGCAAAUACGAUGGAUCCGAAGACUCAUCUGAAGGGUGACCAUUCACCCCAACACUGUUUUGUCUGCAGGCGGCACAGAGCAGUCCCCAGUUUGGAGCAAAAACCCAUUUUUGCCACUCUCUAUGUCAAGUUCUAUGAGGUGGAGGGCACGGUUGGUUCAAUGAGAUGACUUGGUGAUGGCGGCGUUGGAGUGGGAAGAUUGGUUGGAUUCCCUCUGAUGAUGAAUGGGGUUUGGUGAGAUGUUCUAUGAGUAUGAUGUAACACAGGAUCAAUAAAUAUCUCCCUCAACAGAACCUCAAAACGGGUUGGAAAAAAGAUUGAUUUUCAGCAUUAUGGCAUCAAGGGGUGGGGUUUUUUUUAGUGUCAAUUAAGCAAUAAACAUAAACCCAUAAAUCUCAAAGCUACUGCUGGGGAAAAAGAGUAAUAGCAGUUUAUGCUCCAUGACUGAAGCAAACUCCUUGCAGAUGUAUAUAGGAAUUUUCCCUCUCCCCAAACAGAGGGGGAAAAUAAAUCCACUGUAGGAAAGAAGCAAAACGAAGCAUACAUCGGGCUAGGAAAACAACCAUUGCAAAAUACCCUCCCAUGUAAUCAUCCCCUUUAUGAAUAAAAAAUGAACUCCAAAUUUGUUGUUGUUGUUGUACAUAUUAUUACUGCAUGCUUACCAUAUGUUAGAUGGAAGCAUUUCCUAUCCCAUGUGGAUAAAAGAACAUUUGUCAAGUUGUAGUAAAUUAUUAUGAAGCCAGUGACAUUUCAUGGCAUGUUUAUUGUAUCAAGCUGUGCUUGUUGUAUUAUUUUUUUUCCCUUUAUGGUUGUAUGGCUUGUUUUUUUUAUAUAAGUGUACAAAUAUUCCCUGUAGUGACGAGCACCUGCUUUACGUAGCACUAAUUGAGGCACACGAGGACACCGGGCUGCCCAGCCUUCCAUGCAUUGGGAAGAGUUUUGCACAUCCCCCAUCAGAACUGAAUUUAAGGUAGUGAAGAUCUGGGCCCAAGCUGAAAUGAACUCACAGGCAAUUAAUGCUAUGUAAAUUAGGUCGAAUUAGCUGGUGUGCUGUGUGCUGAUAUAUGGCGCCCUAUGUAUUCUCUCUGUAUAAAACUCUCCUAGAAACACAUUACACAGGCUGUCAAUCCACACUAGCCAGUUGUUAAGUAAAGACUCGUUACAGAUCAAAAGGAGCUGAGUGGAGCUACAUCUGCUCCAUGAUUUCAAAGGACUUCAGCAGAUCUCUCUGUUUACUACUUUCACAUGCUCAUAUACGGGGUCGGUCUAAAUAGCAAUAAACAGAUGUCCGAUGGCAUUAAUAAACAGUUUUCUUUGCUCAACAUAGAUCACUUUGAUUAUCCCUUUGUGUUUAAUUCAAGCAAAGCUUUCUAUCAUUGCACCAGAGGACCGAGCAGCUGCGUUCAACAAAGAUUCCAACAUCACACAUUAUUGCUGGCUGCAUUUUGAAGCAUUUACCCCUAUGAGCUUUGGUGGCCAUCAGAAUUCUUCCUUGGUGCACGAAGGCAUCAGAAUUCUUCCUUGGUGCACAAAGGCAUCUUCUGUCACUGUUUAUCCUGGGGAAUGUCUGCCUUUGGAGCAAUCUGUGCACAUUGCCCUCUAUGUGGUGCUGAUGCAGCAAAGGAAAAGAAAGAAACCUUCUGCUCUGAUGUUGGAUUGUGUUCUGUCACCUCAGCCAGCGCUGUGCAAUGUUGUUUUAUUCCCUCUGUUUGUUGCAUGUGUCAUUUGUUAAAUUCAGUCAUUAUUCUUGCUGACCUUUGAUGUUAUUAUUAAAGAACUACACAAAUUUA